AGCAGCAUCGCUGUUUCUUGGUGUGUGAGGAAAACGCAGAGAAUUGAGGAAGUUGCUGAGAAGAGUGUGCUGGGGAUGCUCUAGGAAAAGACUGAAUGCUGAGACGAGUUCCAGUCCUAGGGUAUCUGGUUUGCUCAAAAGAAAGUGAACAUCAUGGAUCAGAACAGCAGCCUGCCACCUUACGCUCAGGGCUUGGCCUCCCCUCAGGGUGCCAUGACUCCUGGAAUCCCCAUCUUUAGUCCAAUGAUGCCUUAUGGCACAGGACUGACUCCACAGCCUAUUCAGAACACCAAUAGUCUGUCUAUUUUGGAAGAGCAACAAAGGCAACAGCAGCAACAGCAGCAGCAACAACAGCAGCAGCAACAGCAGCAGCAGCAGCAGCAGCAGCAGCAGCAGCAACAGCAGCAGCAGCAGCAGCAGCAGGCAGCAGCCACUGCAGCAGCAGCAGUUCAGCAGUCAACAUCCCAGCAGGCAACACAGGGUGCCUCAGGCCAAACACCUCAGCUCUUCCAUUCACAGACUCUUACAACUGCACCCUUGCCGGGCACCACUCCCCUGUAUCCCUCCCCCAUGACCCCCAUGACCCCCAUUACUCCUGCCACACCAGCCUCUGAGAGCUCUGGGAUUGUACCACAGCUGCAAAACAUUGUAUCCACGGUGAAUCUUGGUUGUAAACUUGACCUAAAGACCAUUGCACUUCGUGCGCGAAAUGCUGAAUAUAAUCCCAAGCGGUUUGCUGCUGUAAUCAUGAGAAUAAGAGAGCCACGAACCACAGCACUGAUUUUCAGUUCUGGGAAAAUGGUGUGCACUGGAGCCAAGAGUGAAGAACAGUCCAGACUAGCAGCCAGAAAGUAUGCCAGAGUUGUGCAGAAGUUGGGUUUUCCAGCUAAGUUCUUGGACUUCAAGAUUCAGAACAUGGUGGGGAGCUGUGACGUGAAGUUCCCCAUAAGGUUAGAAGGCCUUGUGCUCACCCACCAGCAGUUUAGCAGUUAUGAGCCAGAGUUAUUUCCUGGUUUAAUCUACAGAAUGAUCAAACCCAGAAUUGUUCUCCUUAUUUUUGUUUCUGGAAAAGUUGUACUAACAGGUGCUAAAGUCAGAGCAGAAAUUUACGAAGCCUUUGAAAACAUCUACCCUAUUCUAAAGGGAUUCAGGAAGACGACGUAAUGGCUGUCAUGCACUCCUGCCUCCCUCACCCAAUUGGUUUUUUAAACAAAUCAGUUUUCGUACCUUUAAAUGGUGGUGUUGUGAGAAGAUGGACAUUCAGUUGCAGGUUGCAGCACCAGGUGAUGUUCUUCUGUAUGUCAGCUGUGGGGUGCCAGGAAGGGGUGUUGUUUCUGCACUGGGAACACCGCGCAGCAUUACUGUGACUUCCUUGUACUGUGCUGCUAUUUGGGCAGCACUGCCCAUUUAUUUAUAUUUAGAUUUUAAACACUGUUGUUGAGAGGUUGGUUUAAGGGACAAAACUUUAAGUGUUAAAGUCACCUCUACAGUUGAUUGGACUUUUUAUUUUAAUUUCUUCCCCCAUAAACCGCAGUUUUUAUAUUUCUAUGAGAAAAGUAAAAAUUUUUUAAAAAGUUGUUUUUCUAAUUUGUAACUCCUAGGGGUUAUUUUUGUGCCAGACACAUUCCGCCUUUCCAGUAUUGCAGGACAGAAUAGAUGUAUUAAUGAAAACGAAUGGCUGUACAUAUUUUUCUUUCUUUGGAGAAUUCUGUACAAUAAAUACAGUUUAUAAAAGUG
Molecule: messenger RNA, 1737 nt
Organism: Galeopterus variegatus (Sunda flying lemur)
Lineage: Eukaryota; Metazoa; Chordata; Mammalia; Dermoptera; Cynocephalidae
Product: TATA-box-binding protein
Exons: 7
Coding region: 154-1164 (336 amino acids)
Biological process (GO): DNA-templated transcription initiation
Molecular function (GO): RNA polymerase II general transcription initiation factor activity; DNA binding
Source: RefSeq, a predicted model, not a curated record